Messenger RNA from Vespa velutina, 2557 nucleotides. RefSeq lists its product as uncharacterized. The transcript has 4 exons. Bases 1460 to 2206 code for a protein of 248 amino acids. Lineage: Eukaryota; Metazoa; Arthropoda; Insecta; Hymenoptera; Vespidae. The record is from RefSeq and is a predicted model, not a curated record.
GAAUGCGUUGCAAUUAAAAUUGACUGUAAUACAUAAAGAAAGCAAAAUAGACAGACAGAGAGAGAGAGAGAGAGAGAGAGAGAGAGAGAGAAAGAGAGAAAGAAACAUUUGACAUGAACAAAAAUAAUGAUUUGCAUCGGUGAUUCGAGCAAGGUAACGCCUUAUAUAGGGAAAAAAGAGUAAUAUCGAAAGACUCAUAAAAUCGACUACCUUCUUACUCCGUGCUUAUUGCUAUUGCUGCUAAGUAAAAGUGAAAUUUCUAGAGAGCGACAGCUUUCAACAACCAUGAUAGUAUGACCGUGAAGACCUUGCCGACUCUAGAUACUCUUUUAGAGGCAAGAAAGCGAGCGAACGAUACACGACGUGACUCAGAGGGUCGGCUUGCUGACAGAACGUUGGUGAAUGACGUCAGACGUUUUCCCCUACCUACCGCUCUGGAAGAAGUCAUCGUCGGAAUGGAUGAUCGAGUCGGACUUUGAAGGGAGAGAGAGAGAGAGAGAGAGAGAUAGAGAGAGAGUGAAACAGAGACAGAGAGAAAGAGAAAACGAACGUGCGGAGGGACAGAGGGACAGAGGAAUCGUUGUUAUACUCGGGGAACUCGUGGAACUCUGAUCGAGCAAGCAAUGCGGGUUCCCCCCGCAUGACAAACGCACUUCUAUUCAUCUCUCAUCUUUCUCUUUCUUUUAUCACGAUAACAUACUACGCUACGGAUUUCGCGGGGAAACGAAUGGGGCUUGGUGUCUCGUAACAGGUGUCGAAUAGCAUUGACCCUUGCUUAUACGACGUAUCUUUCAGACUAUUCGCUAGUUAUCGCUGAUAGAGGAAGAAAGAUAUACAUAGGGGGUUGAUGAUUAACUACGUGAACGUUGAAAGAAAUAAAAGUAAAGAAAUAAGAUUAUCGAAACGUGCCUCACUUAAAUGUAAAUAUUAUUGAAAAAGUACAGAUAUAGUGUGAAAGAAAAAGAGGGUGUGUGUGUGUGUGUGUGUGUGUGCAUGAGAGAGAAAGAGAGAGAGAGAGAGAGAAACGAAAAGUUGAUAACCACUGAUAUGACACGAUAGUUAGCCCAAACGCCGAUAGAUGUCGCCCAUGAUGCAUUCCUCGUCCCUUCUCAUCCACGUGGUAUGCAUAUGACGUUUGAUUUGAUGUGACAAAAAAACACGCGCACGCUGCUAGAGAGAUACGGUGGGAGUCCGUCCAUGGCUCUCGUUCGAGAGCUCGUGGCUUCUCUUGACGAUGUGGCAAAGAAAAACAUAGCAACAGUAAUAGUGAGCGCGCGUGCGCGCUUAAAUUCGAUCAUUUCGAUGAUAAAUUCCUCGUUGCUUGAUUUCAUUAUCGAAAUUGUAAAUUUGAAAAAAAGAAAAAAAAAAGAAAAUGGAAAAAGAAAAAAAACGAAGAAGAAGAAGAAGAAAAAAUUGAACAAAGAGAAAAGAAAUUCUGACAGGGAAAAAAGCCUUCAAAAUGACUAAGUCUCCUCCCAAUCGAUUCCUUGAAUUCUUUAGAAGAUCAGAAUCCAUGGUUACGCUGAGGGAUGAAAGAGCAGUAAAGCUGUUUGCUUGCUUACGCGAGAAACCUGUUCGCGAGUGGGCGCAAAUUUACGAGGAGACCUACAAGAGAUAUGCCAAAGGGAUGAUGAUGAUGAUGAUGAUGCUGCUGCUGCUCGUUCGCUUAUGUUGGUCGCAGGUGUUCAACGAGAAAUACGACAAGAAAAAGGUCCUAAAUAUGGUAUAUAGGUAUACCUGGAGUCCAGGUAGAAGAAAUAAGAAAUACCAAUCGUCCCUAGUCCGUGCUUUGCCACGAAAAGCCUCGAACGAAAAGCGACGAGGCUUGACGAGGGUCGGACGGAGGGCCAACCCAAGGGGAACUUUACCGAACGUUUCGUUUCGACCUGAGCACGUUUGCUAUAACGCUGCUGUUAUAGCAGGAACGUUCGAGCACAAGCAAGCAAGCAAGCAGGCAAGCAAGCAAGCAAGCAAGCAAGCAAGCAAGCAGGCAAGCAGGCAAGCAAACCAUAGUGGCACGCUACGCAGCAGCAGCGGUUCUCACGCUCGAAUCGAACGUUUUUGCUGUCAACGUGACGACAACAACUACAAAACGCCGAGGAUCCAAUACAGCGGCUAUGCCGCAGUUUGGAGCAAAAGCCUCGGAAACUUAACGUUUUCCACUUUCUUGUCUCACUUGGAAAAUCUAACGGAGGAUACAAAAUAGAAAUUGCAACUACUUUGGUAGUAACUAAUAAGGUACAUUAAAGCCGCUCGAGGAGAAAGUCGAGUCGCGAUGGUAGGAGAUCGCGAUUACGAUCUAGACGAGUGGCAGGCAAGCAAAACGGACAUGUUUUCUUUCGUCCCUACUUUCUGUGUGCUAUGCGGUGUAAGUAGUAGUAAUAUAAUAAAUAAUAGAUCGAGAGAACUUACGGAUCAAAAUUUGAAAGAUUUGUUAAAUAAAUGAAAUCUCUUAUAUGUGAAAGAAACUUUCUCUUUGUGAUAUAAUGUUUAUUGUCUUAUAGAUAGGUUAUCAGUUUUCUCUCUCUCUCUCUCUCUCUCUCUCUCUCUCUCUCUC